UGUCCCGACAGUCUGGGCACCUCAGCAGAGUGGACAACACACCCACGAUGGACUGUGUGAUGUAUGACCUUGACGUGGAGGAGGACGACCAAGUUCAGAGCCGGUACAGCACGCCCCCGCAGUCUGGACACCUCAGCAGACAGGACAGUACACCCAUUACAGACACAACCAAAGAUUGGAUGUACCACAUCAGAAAAGUUGGGCUGGAGGAGAUGAUGGAGUCAGGCAAGAGCAGGGAUGAAGACAGUCUACACAGGAAGACAAACCUCCAGGGCAAAACAACCAACAAGAGGCACCAGGCAAGAAAGGAGAGGCUGGUCUUACCUAGCCUGACUGCUGAUCCUGGACUGACUCUGCAGGGGAGCAAACUUCAAACACCUGGUGUCAGCCUCCCUUCCAUAGGAGAUGGGAAAGGUGUCAUGUCUGCUGCUGCCCAAACCAACGUCCCUGAUGAGGACAUGGGAACAACGUUGCCCCAACUGCAGUUUGGCACCACAAGAUUGGGGAGGUCCACGUCAGAUACCGUGACCUUCAAACAGCCGAGCGACAAGUCCAAAGUCCGCAGCACCAAGCGGCGCCAGAAGACUGACCGCAACACGCUGAAGGACAAGAAGUCCCAGAAACGGCGCCGUGACAGCUCCGGACUCUCGUCACCUGACUUGUGAGUUGGGUGCAACAGUGGGCACCUUACCAUUGUGUCCAUGAUAUUUAUUGGCAAUGGUUCAUGUAACUACAUGUGUAUACAUUUUAUGUUUAACUGUGCAUUAUUGUGCAUUAUGUUUGUCCCAUGCCUUUUUUGCAUGUGCAACUCAGUAUAGAAUGUUUAGACACAAAUUACUGUAAUUCCUGAUUUUUUCAAUGUUCACGGUUUUCAUGGUGAUGACUGUAACAUGAACUUAUCAUUACCGAUAACAUAUAAUUCGUUCACCGUGAACAUUUAGUUCCGAGAACAAGUUAGAUUUUCUCAGACCGUCAAAGUUUGUAUCGAGAAGACAAAGUGAAUUACAGUAUGCUAAAAAACAGAAUAAUAUGACAUUCCUUACCUUAUUGCACAGUCCCAAAUGCAAUGUUUAGACAAAUCAUGCUGGAACAUCAAAAUGGCAUAGAUCUGACUUUGAGUUUUUAUCAUACUAUGGUCCCAAAUAAGAUGUUUAGACAAAUUAUGCUAGAAAACAGAAUCUGAUUUUAAUAUCCCCACCUUAUCGUUCAGCUUCAGGUAUAUGUGAGUCAUAAUUAUUGUUCUACUGCAAUACUGCAACAAAACCUACAGGUCUUGCACGCACAGUUGGGGUGGGGAAGGGGACGUCAGGACCAACUCCACAGAUAGGAGGCUCUCGUCUCUUACAGACUGUCCAACCUCUCCCACUGCACCAUCAAUCUGAUAUGUUUGCGCCGUGCAGUGAGAGAUGGCUGCCCUGCACCCGGUCUGCCAAUCGGGAUGUCGGGCCCCAUCCUCACUUCACCCCACAACCAUGUCAGGUUGUUGCAGUGGUGGGAGGGUGGACUAGUCUGUCAGGGACUUGUGCCUCCUGUCUGUGUGAGGGGAUCUUGUACUGAACUGGAACUAACCCAGCUGUGGUGGAACUGUACUGUGUGGUCUGGUGUAGUUUGAGUGGGAUCAUCUCAUGUGAGCCAUCUAUGACAGACUGUAUCAUGUAACACUGAGUAGGACUGGUGUGUGGAGAAACUUACACAUGAGGUGGUCUCCAGUAGGACUUGUGGAGGUGGGAGUGUCCAGUUCCUGUACAAGUCUGAAGACUUGUCCACUUCCUGUUAUAUUACUGUGGGAUUCGUCCAAUACCUGUAGGUCCUGUUACAAUUUAACAAGUGUAGUUUAUACACCUAUGUGUGCAUGUGAUUGUAAUGUGGUGGACUUAGUAGGUAAUUUCAUUAUUUGUGGCAUUUUUGAUUAUUCGAACUUGAUAAUGUAAGUGUAAUGUUCUUAAUUUUGUCAGCUGUCUGAAUCCAAAGGAUUAUCUAUGAAAACUAAAAGGACUAAUAUAACCAAGAAAUAUGACUUUAACAAAGACUGCACACUUAAAAAACAUGCAUUGUCACAAUAUUCAUAGGAAUUUUCAUUUUUGUUCACUAGAAAAUUAUUUUUCUCAUACGGCUCCAUUAUAGCAGGUUGGACUCUGAAAUUCUACUUGAUAACUAUGUCAUAUAUAAUAUCUGUGCUGUCUCUAUUGUGUAUUCUGAAGUUGUGUAAAUAUGCUAUCUAUACAUGUUGACAUGCGUUGUGUAAAUUACUAUUUGUAUAUGUUGACAUGUGUUGUGUAAAUAUGCUAUCUAUACAUGUUGACAUGUGUUGUGUAAAUACGCUAUUUGUACAUGUUGACAUGUGUUGUGUAAAUAUGCUAUCUGUACAUGUUAACAUGUGUUGUGUAAAUAUGCUAUUUGUACAUGUUGACAUGUGUUUUGUAAAUAUGCUAUUUGUACAUGUUGACAUGUGUUUUGUAAAUAUGCUAUUUUUACAUGUUGACAUGAACUUUGUAAAUAUGCUGUCUGUACAUGUUGACAUGAGUGUGACAUGUGGUACAUGCUAUCUGUACCAGUUAACGUAUCU
Molecule: messenger RNA, 2566 nt
Organism: Branchiostoma floridae (Florida lancelet)
Lineage: Eukaryota; Metazoa; Chordata; Leptocardii; Amphioxiformes; Branchiostomatidae
Exons: 3
Coding region: 48-665 (205 amino acids)
Source: RefSeq, a predicted model, not a curated record